AAACAGACCAGCACCGAGGGCCAUGAUGUCACCACGAGUCGCGUUGCAAAGGACCUUUGGCAACUGACAAGGGGGUUGCCGUUUCUGACAAAGAGGGUCUUGCUAAUAAUGCCGCUCCGCAAGCAGGAGACAAAGGGGUUGCGGCUGUGUCGAUGGGGAUCAGGGCAAUCAUGGCACGCAGGAAGCUGCUUCGAGCCCCUUCGACAUCAAAGGGGUCUUCUUGUGGCAGAUCUAUAUAACAGCUGCAAGAUGUUCUUCCCGGAGACCUUGUUCGUCAACACAUCCCAUCAUCGCCGAACACAAUCACCUCGAACGAUCUACCAAAAUAUGGGUCUCUUCAGCUCCCACAAACCCAAACCCGCCGCCCAUGGUGGUCUGAAACAAAAGCGCAACGCUCCCAACCUUGACCGUCAGCGCGCGCUGGCUCAAUCGGUCGGCAACCCCCGCGCCUUUUGGCAAGAAGCCGCUGGCGCUCGUUACGACGUCGACACGCUCGCCCUGAUCGCUCGACCAGUCCCUGCCCAUGCUGGAGUCAUGACGCUUGAAGCCCUUCACGGCGGCGAGUGGACCAAGGAGGAAUUGGCUUUUAGCAAGGCCAUCAAAUCUGCCAAGGAGAAUCUUGACUCUGGGAUCGGUAUGGCCAAAGAGUGCUGCGAUCACGAGGGCGGGAGGAGCAACCCCGGCAUGGACGAUGCGAUCAGGGACAGCGCGAACGCGUACCAAAAGCUCGUCCAGGCCUGAGGGCUUUCUACAGGACCAAGGACAAGACUUGGGCCGGUCGCGUCGCAGACCAGGUCGGAGACCUAGCUGGGACUGCCCUCGGACUCAUCUGAGCUCUGAGAAGCGUUCCCGCGCUCGUUUCAGGCAAUCCGACUUUUGCCUCCAGUGGUUCCGGUGGGAACCGGAAGCAGAUCCCCUUCCGAUGCCCGAGGUCGCUUUUGUAGUAGUGGUGGUCUGCUAUUGUCGAAAAUGAUGGUCUUGUUCGAUGUUCAAUGACUUCAGGAUCUACAUUGCCAGUACCCUCCUUUCGAUGAUCAUAAAUUUCUCCGCAG
Molecule: messenger RNA, 1052 nt
Organism: Filobasidium floriforme
Lineage: Eukaryota; Fungi; Basidiomycota; Tremellomycetes; Filobasidiales; Filobasidiaceae
Exons: 1
Source: RefSeq, a predicted model, not a curated record